AUGUCGACUGACGCAUGGAGGGUUAUAGAUGCCUGGAUUAUCUUCUGCAGUCUUCUUGCUUUUCCCAUCCUGUAUCCCUAUGGCAAUUUGACUGCUGUGGAUGCCAUCUUCUUCGGUUGCAGCGGCUCGACUGAGUCCGGUCUGAACACUGUCGACGUCAAAGAUCUUGAGACGUACCAACAGGUUUUCCUCUACGUGAUUCCCAUCAUCACGAACCUCAUGUUCAUCAACGCCAUGGUCGUCCCCAUAAGAAUAUACUGGUUCCGCCGGUACUUAAAGGAAGUCGGCCUGAAGCGGGCCGCGCACCGUGCCCGCGAUGAUGUCGAAGGCGCCGUGGAUCGGUCUCUGGGUGACGUGAACGCCAGGAACGCAGGUAGGGACGAUGACACGGAAACAAAAAGCACCCCCGCCUUGCACUCCAACCAAUCUACAGUCGCCCACAGGGUUAACAGAUCAGCGAGACCGCCUACGAUCACGUUUGACAACGAAGACCCCAAGGAACAGCGCUUGCGUUUGGAGGACAAGACUACACUGCGCAUCCCGUCGCCGCAGGAGUCUGACAAUGGUUAG
This is a messenger RNA of Colletotrichum spaethianum, 570 nucleotides long. Its product is annotated as high-affinity potassium transport protein. Gene Ontology annotation, molecular function: high-affinity potassium ion transmembrane transporter activity. Gene Ontology annotation, biological process: potassium ion import across plasma membrane; intracellular potassium ion homeostasis. The transcript has 3 exons. Gene Ontology annotation, cellular component: plasma membrane. NCBI's taxonomy places the organism in Eukaryota, Fungi, Ascomycota, Sordariomycetes, Glomerellales, Glomerellaceae. The record is from RefSeq and is a predicted model, not a curated record. The coding region runs from base 1 to 570 and encodes 189 amino acids.